Molecule: messenger RNA, 1566 nt
Organism: Peniophora sp. CBMAI 1063
Lineage: Eukaryota; Fungi; Basidiomycota; Agaricomycetes; Russulales; Peniophoraceae
Source: the annotation of a GenBank genome assembly
AUGUCGUCUCCCACUCCCAGUCGCGCUUCGUCACCGUCUCUUGAAUCUGUCUCGGAUGCCUCCGAUAUUGAUCUCUUGUCGCCUACGCUCCCCUCAGAUGACUCCCAAGUCCCGGCUCCCGUUUGCAACGGAGAGACUGGCACGAAGGCAAACCCCACAAUCCCUCCUGAGGACAAAACGAUUGGUCAGCCACGCCUCGAGGCGACAGAUGAAGGCGCCGAUCAACAGACUGCGAACUCGAACCAUAUCCCGCAUGAGAAGUACUUCUUCAACGCCGACAUGCUCAAUCUCACGGUUGCCGGCGGCACCACGUAUCGCUUGCACAAGGACUUCUUCACACGUUCCUCGCCGUACUGGGCUAAGAAGCUCGCCAGCCCCGGGCUCGAGACCGAUCUCAUCAACCUGCCCGACGUGCGCAAAGAGGAGAUGGACGCGUUUCUCUCUACGCUAUACCCGACCUCCGGUUCGGAUAUGAAGGCGAAGGCGCUGGAAGAGUGGGUCGCCGUCUUGCGCCUGUCGACGAUGUGGAAAUUUAAAGGCAAGCGCGAGUUGGCCAUCAGCGUCCUCGGGAUUGCCGCCCCUCCAUUGGAGAAGCUUCGUCUGGCACGUGCAUACGAUGUCGAAGCUUGGCUUCACCCCGCCUUCGUCGCGCUGUGCGUGCGCCAUAAAACUUUGAGCCUGAAAGAGGCAGAGAAACUUCCGCUUCGGGACGUGAUGCGCCUCGUGUCUGCGCGCGAAGCCCUUUUCAAAGGUUCACCGCCGACGCACGAGGAGACCUCUGCCUAUGUUGCCAAAUACAUCCACAAGCCCAAAUCACCUAUCUCCGAGCUAUCUUUCAAGGUUAUUGGCGACAUCCUCGACGAUAGGAAGGACGGUCACCUACCCCAGCCUCCGCCUGUGAAGGCACCCUCUCCACCGCCUUUCGAACCUUCUACUCUCUUUGCCACCCGCCGUCCGAAGACGCCUCCGCUGACGCUUUCUGGACCAAAUGCCACAAUCGAGGAGAAGCAGAAAUUCGCGGGGCUCCUUUCCACGUAUCAGUAUGCGACGGCGUUUGACGCUGUCGAAGAGCACAACGUACAAGCGUUUCUGAGCUUGCUUGUCGACUUCAGCAAGGUGUACCGAGACGGAAGCGACUUCCGAGUCUUUGCAGACAAGCUCAUCACCUACAGCGUCACUCACUCUCGAUUCGUCCCCCUCAGCGUUCAGAUACUCAAGUCCAUCAUUGCAGACCUUCCUCCCUCCGAGUCUUCCUUCUGGUCGUUCGAGGCCACGCAAGUCUCAGCUCUGGGGUAUAUGGAGACGGUGCGCGAUCGUGCCUUGGAGUUCUGGGAGGAUCUCGAGGAGGCUAUGGCCAAGUACAAGGACUUCACCCUCGCGAUGGCGCAUGCCAAUCUAACGCCCAGUGGCACACACACGUUGAUCACUCUGAGCCUCAGAUUGCCUCACGAGAAGGUGCUCCAGAGCGACUACGAGCAGAGGAGCGCGAGCCUUCGGGCGAUCUUCGCCGCACUUGAAGAGGCUGGGCUCCUUGAGCCCCAGGCUGCAUCCGCUGACGGGAAGUAG